ACCAAGAAGAAGAAGAGAUUAUUCCAGAUGAUAACGACGACUUUCAAGAUGACGAUGUCGUCGUCGAUGAAGAAGAGAAGAAAUGGGAGUGUAAAUUGUGUGGAGCGCACGAACUCGAGCACGAGUGCGUUAAAAAUUUAACGUGCAAGAUUUGCAACAAGAGUUAUUUGAAGGAAAGCAAUUUGGCGGCGCAUAUGGGAACGCACACGGGUCGUAAACCGAUAGAGUGCAAGGAGUGCGGUAAAUGUUUCACGCAGGGAAGGGCGUUCGCGUGUCACCGGAGAACGCACGAGACCGAAUCGGAAAGACCGUACAAAUGCGAGCAGUGCCCGAGGACUUUCACGUCGAAGACGCUGCUGAAGAACCAUGCGAAGAAGCACGAAACGCAGACUUUACAUUGCAACGUUUGCGAAAAGACCUACUCGAAUAUGGGUAAUUUGAAAGCGCACAUGCGAUUACACAGCGGCGAAACUCCUUAUUCCUGUCACAUAUGCAACAGGAAAUUCGCGCAGAGCAACUCGCAUUCGUAUCACAUGAAGACGCAUUUGAUGGAUAAACCGUUCAGCUGCGAUAUCUGCUCGUACGCGUUCACCACCAACGGGCAGCUGGUGAACCACAGACGGCUGCACACUGGGGAGAAACCGUACGCUUGCACUCUUUGCCCCAAAAGGUUCACGCAAAAGGUUUCCUUUUCGGUGCACAUGAUGUCGCACGGUGGCAACAAGCAGCAUCUGUGCAGCAUUUGCGGAAAGAAGUAUUCUCUCAACGGUCAACUCGUGAACCAUAUGAGAUCUCAUUCAGGAGAGACUUUGAAAUGUUCGUUAUGCGGAAAGGGAUAUACCACGCCUGCAAAUUUGGCGGCGCACAAGAAAAUCCAUAGCGGGAUUAAACCGCACGUUUGCGCUGUUUGCGGUAAACGCUUUUACGUUCCCAGCAAACUGGCGUAUCACAUGAGGACGCAUUGCGAAGAUCGACCCUUCGCUUGCUCCGUAUGUCCGAAACGCUUCAAAACCGCCAACGUUAUGAAGAUCCACGUUAGGACGCACACGGGCGAAAGACCGUAUCAAUGCACGCUUUGUGAGAAAGCGUUUACAAUCAGCUCACGAUUAGCCUCGCACAAAAGAACGCAUCAUAAGAAGUGAACAUAUGCAAAGUGAUACUUAACUAAAAAUUGAUUGAAAACAUUUGCAAAUUUAGAAUACAUGAAUACAUUUCAAGAGUAUUCGUAUUCAGUGAAGAAAUGUUUGCAAAUAUUAAUCAAUUUUUG
Molecule: messenger RNA, 1267 nt
Organism: Nicrophorus vespilloides
Lineage: Eukaryota; Metazoa; Arthropoda; Insecta; Coleoptera; Silphidae
Product: zinc finger protein 133-like
Exons: 2
Coding region: 195-1142 (315 amino acids)
Biological process (GO): regulation of transcription by RNA polymerase II
Molecular function (GO): DNA-binding transcription factor activity; RNA polymerase II cis-regulatory region sequence-specific DNA binding
Source: RefSeq, a predicted model, not a curated record